Cryphonectria parasitica EP155 is the source of this 1308-nucleotide messenger RNA. RefSeq lists its product as uncharacterized. The annotation marks the transcript as partial. The record is from RefSeq and is a predicted model, not a curated record. The transcript has 2 exons. Lineage: Eukaryota; Fungi; Ascomycota; Sordariomycetes; Diaporthales; Cryphonectriaceae.
AUGUCUAGGGACUUGGCCUUCUUGCAAAGCUUAACGUUCGAUCAACACGUGGAUAGAUAUCGUUCGAUUUUAGGAGCUCACAAAGACACAUUGAGAUGGGUUGUGAAAGCUGAAAGCAAAGGACAACAGCUUCUGACUUGGUUUCGUGAAGGUCAAGGCGUAUUUUGGGUCACUGGCAAACCGGGAUCUGGCAAGUCCACUCUGAUGAAGUUCAUCGUCGACAAUCCGCGAACAAUGAAACUGUUGAAGCAAUGGGCUGGCCCUUCCCACCAAAUUGUCAUCGCCAGUCACUACUUCUGGUAUGCAGGCACUCCUAUGCAAAAGUCCCACGAGGGAUUGCUCAGAGUGCUGCUCUACGGUAUAUUCAAACAAUGUCCGAAUUUGAUCCAGGAGAUAUGCCGAUCGCGAUGGGAUCAAGCUGAGGCAGCAACAGUCUGGUCUCUGGAAGAACUUCAAGGCGUUGUUCAGUCUCUUGCCAGCCAUCCACCAGCUCAUUUGAAGUUCUGCCUCUUUAUCGAUGGCCUGGACGAGUACGCGGGUGACCACGAGGAGAUUGCCAAAAUCUUGAAUGACUUGGCUGCAUCAUCACGCAGUAUCAAACUCUGCAUCUCGAGUCGGCCAUGGAAUGAAUUCAACAUGACGUUCGGACGAAGCACUGAAAGACUUGUUUUACACGAGCUAACUGAGAACGACAUUAGAGCAUAUACGACAAGCCGGCUCUCCAACCAUCAAAUGUGGAAUGUCGUUUCGGCACGGAACCCACAGACGAAGAGUCUCAUACAAUUGAUCGUUGAAAGGGCAGAAGGUGUUUUCCUCUGGGUUUUCCUCGUCACCAACCUUCUUCGCAAUGGCCUCAGCAAUCAUGACAGCAUUACAGACCUAUAUCGGCGGGUCGAGAGCUUUCCACCGGAUCUCGAAAGGUUCUUCACACAAACCUUAGAGAGCGUUGAUCCUUUCUACCACAAAAAAAUGUCGGCUGCGUUAAAUAUGGCGUUACAUGCGCCGGAACCUCAAAAUCUCUCUGUGUACGCCUUUCUCGAACAGGAAUGCGAAGAUCCAAGUUACGCACUCAGUUCUUCCCCUCCAGUCGAGAAAGACGUUCAUCAGCAGCAUGAGGACAUGAAAUAUCGUCUCAAUGGGUGGUGCAAAGGUCUACUCGAAGUUCAUGGAGAGAACGUGCAUGUGUUGCACCAAACUGUUGCGGACUUUUUCAAAACGGCAAAAAUGACACGUUUUCUCGAUGACAAGAUUCCUUCCGGAUUUUCCGUCCGGCUGUCUUUGGUGAAGGCAUGUUUGGCCUUGGUCAAG